UGGUGCUACUGUGUACAUUGUCUGCCGCAACAAGGAGAAGGGAGAGGCUGCACUCUCAAAGAUUCAAUCAACUACCGGCAACAAAAAUAUACAUCUAGAGAUCUGUGAUCUUUCUUCUAUCAGUGAAGUCAAGUCGUUCGCAUCUAGAUUUUCUUCAGAAAACAAACCACUUCAUGUUUUAGUUAACAAUGCUGGAUUACUUGAGCAUAACAGAGUUACUACAUCUGAAGGGUUGGAGCUAAAUUUUGCGGUUAAUGUAGCAGCAACUUUUGCUAUGACUGAACUAAUGAGGCCUUUGCUGGAGAAAGCUGCACCUGAUGCUCGAGUUAUAACAGUUUCUUCUGGUGGAAUGUACAUGGCUCCUCUGUCCACGGAUUUGCAGUAUAGUGAGCCAAAAUUUGAUGGAAUGACACAAUAUACGAGGAAUAAGAGGAUUCAGGUAGCAUUAACCGAAAAAUGGUCGCAAAUUUACGACGAUAAAGGGAUCGGAUUCUAUUCAAUGCACCCAGGUUGGGCUCAAACACCUGGUGUAGCUAAGAGUUUGCCCACCUUCUCCGACAAGUUAUCUGGGAUGCUUAGAACAAGUGAAGAGGGAGCAGACACAGUUGUUUGGUUGGCAUUGCAACCCAAGGAGAAAUUGGUUUCAGGAGCUUUCUAUUUCGAUCGAGCCGAAGCACCAAAGCAUCUUGCACUUGCAGGGACAUGGAGUUCUCAUUCACUAAUUGACACCAUUGUUGACAAUCUUAGAUCUAUAUGCAGUUUGCCUUCAUCAACUGAAGCUCCUGCAAAUCAAUAAAAGAUAGGCAGUUUGUAAGGUUUGUAUGUUUUUUUUCCAGUAAUAAAACAGAUCUAUCUAUAUGUAGCCUGUCUUCAUCAACUGAAAUUUAUGUAAAAUGGUAAAUAUAUGAAGGUCUUGCUUUUGCUUUGCAUGAA
Molecule: messenger RNA, 933 nt
Organism: Dendrobium catenatum
Lineage: Eukaryota; Viridiplantae; Streptophyta; Magnoliopsida; Asparagales; Orchidaceae
Product: dehydrogenase/reductase SDR family member 12
Source: RefSeq, a predicted model, not a curated record